GUUUUUUAGAUAAAUUUCCAACAUGUCCGUCUGUAUUUGUUUCUCUCCUCAAUACAAACAAUUAUAAUCAUUCGAACAUGGUUUAGCAAUUAUUAAACAGUUGUGAUUGUACAUAUAAUAAAUAAAGCAGAGAGAUGUUUGUACCACCUUUGGUUCUCCUAAAAUUGGAACGCUUCUUUGCCUGAAAUUGCCAUUGGGAGUAAUCAGUAUGACCACAGCUGAGAAACUGAAGGCAUUGUUUGAGGACCUUGGUAAACCUACAUUGCGUGGGGUUCGUAAGUGCCCUAAAUGUGGGACAUACAAUGGCACACGUGGGAUCAGUUGCAAAAACAAAGCUUGUGAUGUUGUUUUUAAAGAAAAGGAAAGAAAGCGUGGCCACAGUGCCGAUGCGGUUCGAAUCAUUACUGGUUCAACAAUGCAAGUGUUCUCUGUAAGACUUCGUGAUCGUGGCCCCGAUUACCGGGGAUUUGUACAGUUACCUUUUGUUCAAGACAUUGAAGGCAACCCAGCCUCUGAAGUCAAUCCAAGUAUGUUGUUAGAAGCGUCCCGUUGCUAUGUUGACAGUUGUUGUCGGAACACACAGUACACUGCGGACCAAACAUGUACACAUAUCAAAGCUGCAAUAGAAUGUGAUGAAGAGGCUGUCCCACUUAUUUUAAAAAAUUCUGCCUUGAAUUCUCUUCAGGUAACAAAUGAGACCAAACAAGAAAUAUGGGUUAUGGCUACUGAGAUUACUGGACCUCUUGUCCAGCGUGUCACCAAAAAUAUAAUGGUGGUUAAAUGCAAAGUGAAUCGUAAACAACCAUUGGGAUUUUUACAUUUUGCAUUUUUUGAAACUAGCCGGAACCGAACUCAACCAGAACAUAAAUUCCAGUGCAGUUGUAAAGCUUUCAAAAAUUACAAAAUUGGUUUGGCAAAAGAUGACAGUCCCAAAAGAUGUGUACACUUUUAUGCUUGCAUCUGUGCAUUUGCCAGUGAUGAUAAACUUGCUGAAGAGUUUGCAUAUUACAUAAAUAUAGAUUCUACAAGUGAGUCUCCUGCAGCAGAUAAUUUGAUCACAAUUUACCAACCAUCAACUGAGAACAGUAUUACACCAAGUGAUACCACCACAUUAGAAGUAGUUGUCACUGGGGAACAUUUAUUAGGGCCGGCAGCUAAAAAGCUACGCAAGGAUGACAUGCUUGUUCAAGCAAGUAGCGCAUUGUUAACAUUACAAGAUGGAGGAAUUGAGACUCGCAAGUCCAGUCCAGUCAAACAAACGACACCCAUUCAACAACCAACAAAAUCAAGUACACCACCAAAAAAGUCAGGAAAAUUAAUUGUUACAGUUCCACUUGAUGAAAAUUCUGUAGCUGUGACAUUCCAUCAAUGGUUAGGUAGUGUGACAGAGAGAAUUAACCAAACAAUGCAUUAUCAGUUUGAAGGCAGCCCUGAACCAUUAGUAUUCCAUGCACCUCAGGCAUUCUUUGAUUGUUUACAGCAAAGAAUCUCUUCUGGAAACAAGAAAAAGCGUUUACCAAACUAUACAACAGGCUUUGUCCGCAAGGAUGCUCUUCCUCUCGGAAUGUUUACUAAAUAUACGUGGCACAUCACCAAUAUUUUACAAGUGAAACAAAUAUUUGACACGUCAGACAUGCCAUUAGAAAUUACUCGGAACUUUGUUGAAAAUCGUGACGGGACAUAUGAUUUAUAUGAAGUCCCCAAAGUACAAGUUGAAAGCAUUGAUGACACUUAUAAAAGCAAACAUCAAACACCAAUCCGGCCAUUUGAGUUGAAAACUUUUUUAAAAGUUGGUAACACUAGUGUGGACCAGAAAGAUCCUACUCCUUUUAUCAUUGAAUGGAUUCCUGACAUUCUACCAAAAUCUCACAUUGGAGAAUUACGAAUAAAAUUUGAAUACGGACAUCAAAGAAAUGGCCAUGUAGAGCACAGGUUGAUAGCCGCAACUUCACCUGAGAUUCCAGUACAGACUAUACAUGUUCAAGAAAUUCCUUGAAAACCCAUAUUUUAGCUUGGUAAAUUCUAUCUACCUCAGCUGUUGCUCCAAGAGUGUCAAUCAAGGAAUCAGAGUAAUUCAACUACUUUGAAAGAUAUUUAUUUUGGUAUCUAGGCAUCAUCUUUUAUACAAAUGGCUGGAAUAUGCAUUCCUUUUCAAUGACUUUUGAGGAGAGCUGUCAGAUAAUUGUGAUGUUGAUGACUGCCCACUGCAGGCAGCAGCUGCAUAUCACCCUGUGGGUGGGUGUGUGUGUGUGUGUGUG
Molecule: messenger RNA, 2258 nt
Organism: Octopus bimaculoides (California two-spot octopus)
Lineage: Eukaryota; Metazoa; Mollusca; Cephalopoda; Octopoda; Octopodidae
Cellular component (GO): nucleus
Molecular function (GO): zinc ion binding
Source: RefSeq, a predicted model, not a curated record